AUGUCAUCUUCAUCAUCAUCUUCCAUAUCCAAAAAGGAAGAUGAGAAUAUAUUGAAUAGAUCAAAUUCAUCAUCAUCUUCAUCUUCAUCAUCACCUAUUAAUACUCAUAAUCAACUGCAUAUACAGCAUCAUCAUCAGCAUCAGCAGCAGCAGCAUCAGCAGCAUCAGCAGCAUCAGCAUCAGCAUCAGCAUCAAAAGCUAAGUCAUUCUACUUCAUCCUCAAUUGAUAAACGUAUAUUAAAUACUAUAGAUGAAAUAGAUAAUGAAAAUUCUCAACGACAACAAGUUAAUUCGGAAAAUACUACUGAUUCAUCAUCUUCAUCAUCUAAUAUACAAUCAAUAGGUUUAAAUCGACGCGAUAUUUCAAAUUUAAACGCGUCCAAUAUCCUUCAUAAAAACGAUAAAGAUGAUAAAGAUGAUAAAGAUGAUAAAGAUGAUAACGAUGAAUCUGAUCAAAUUGAUGAUCAAUUAAUCGAUGAUGAUAAUGAAAGUCAUGAACCUGUAUCUACUGCAUCACAAGCAUUAGCUCAUAUGACAAAUUCAAUGAGAAAUCCUCAUCGUAUUAAAUUAUCAAAUCAAGAUAUUAAAUCAAUUUUAUUAUUAAUCAUCAAAAUUAAACCUUUCAAAUAUGUCGGUGAUAGAUCAUUAAGUCAAACAAAUAAAUGGGAAUUAAUUCAGAAUAAAUAUUAUAAUUUAAAAUUGAAUGAUCAAAUUUCGAAAAAAGAUAUAAUUGUUCCAACUGUAAGAACUUUACAAAGACAAUUAGCCAGUGCAAUUAAAAAAGCUGAAUCUCAUAGAAAGAAAAGAUUACAACAAGGUAUUAUAUUAAAUCAACAUGUAAUACCACAAACUUUACCUGAAAUUGAUAAUGAUGAUUAUUAUAACUUCAAUGAUAUAAAUUCUCAAAGCUCCAUUGAAGAUUUAGAAUUGGCAUUAUUAGAUUUACAUGAAUUAAGUGAUAAAAUUAAACAAUUGAAAUUACAAAGUAAUUCAUUAAUAAAAGUAAAUUAUCAAAAGCAACCACAACCAUCGUCAUCUUCUUCUUCAUCAUCAUCGACACAACAGCAACAGCAAUCUCGACAAUUACAACAACCAAAAGAUGAUUUUGUCAUAGAUUCAAUAGAUCAGAUACAAGAAGAAAUAAAUGAAUUGAUUUCAAAUAUGAAACAAACUACAAAUAAUAAUGAGUCAAAUCAAAGGAAAUUUCAACUAGUUGAUUUAGUUAUACAACAAAAUAAAGAAAUUCAUUUACAAAUUCAAAAUGAACAUGAUGUUUUUGAAUCAAAAAUUAAACAAAUCAGUGAAGAACAUCAUGAAAGAAUUAAAGCUUUUGAAAAUAAUUUACUUAACAAUCUGAAUGAAUUAAAAAAACAAAUUAUCGAAAUAUUGAAGAAUUCAAAUUAA
Molecule: messenger RNA, 1404 nt
Organism: Insectozyma verbasci
Lineage: Eukaryota; Fungi; Ascomycota; Pichiomycetes; Serinales; Debaryomycetaceae
Source: the annotation of a GenBank genome assembly